CCGCCGCCGCCGCCGCCGCCGCCACCGCCGCCGCCGCCGCCGCCUCCUCCCCCCGGAUCGGGUGUACUGUCCCAACCCGAAAGUCCAGUUCUGCGGCCCGGCAGCGGCGAGCGAGCGCGAUGACACAGGAGUACGACAACAAACGGCCAGUGUUGGUUCUUCAGAAUGAAGCACUUUAUCCACAGCGUCGUUCCUACACUAGUGAGGAUGAAGCCUGGAAAUCUUUCCUGGAAAACCCUCUCACUGCAGCAACCAAAGCGAUGAUGAGCAUCAAUGGAGACGAAGACAGUGCAGCUGCGCUGGGCUUGCUCUAUGACUACUACAAGGUUCCGCGAGAGAGAAGGUCAUCAACAGCAAAGCCAGAUGUUGAGCACCCAGAGCCAGAUCAUAGCAAAAGAAAUAGCAUAUCAAACGUGACUGAGCAGCCCCUCAUUUCUGCUGGAGAAAACAGAGUGCAAGUGCUGAAAAACAUGCCAUUUAACAUUGUGCUUCCCCACGGCAACCAGCUGGGCAUCGACAAGAGGGGCCAUCUGACAGCUCCUGACACCACGGUCACUGUCUCCAUAGCAGCCAUGCCUACCCACUCCAUCAAGACGGAGACCCAGCACCACGGCUUUGCUGUGGGGAUCCCGCCAGCAGUGUAUCAUCCUGAGCCCACAGAGCGCGUGGUGGUUUUCGACCGGAACCUGAAUGCUGACCAGUUCAGCUCUGGUGCUCAACCCCCAAACGCUCAGAGGCGUACUCCAGACUCUACCUUCUCAGAGACCUUCAAGGAAGGCGUUCAGGAGGUUUUCUUCCCCUCGGAUCUCAGUCUGCGGAUGCCUGGCAUGAAUUCAGAGGACUAUGUUUUUGACAGUGUUUCUGGGAACAACUUUGAAUAUACCCUAGAAGCCUCAAAAUCGCUCCGACAGAAGCCGGGAGAUAGCACCAUGACGUACCUGAACAAAGGCCAGUUCUAUCCCGUCACCUUGAAGGAAGUGGGCAGCAGCGAGGGCAUCCACCACCCCAUCAGCAAAGUCCGAAGCGUGAUCAUGGUGGUUUUUGCCGAGGACAAAAGCAGGGAAGAUCAGUUAAGGCACUGGAAAUACUGGCAUUCGCGGCAGCACACGGCUAAACAAAGAUGCAUUGACAUAGCUGACUACAAAGAAAGCUUCAACACCAUCAGUAACAUUGAGGAGAUUGCUUAUAAUGCCAUUUCUUUCACUUGGGACAUUAAUGAUGAAGCAAAGGUUUUCAUCUCCGUGAACUGCUUAAGCACAGAUUUCUCUUCUCAGAAAGGUGUGAAGGGGUUGCCUCUGAACAUUCAGAUCGACACCUAUAGCUAUAACAACCGCAGCAACAAGCCUGUGCAUCGGGCGUACUGCCAGAUAAAAGUCUUCUGUGACAAGGGAGCUGAACGGAAAAUCAGGGAUGAAGAACGAAAACAAAGCAAAAGAAAAGGCAAGUGUACUGACCCCAGCUCCCAGUUGAAUGCCUUUUCUGAUGUCAAAGUACCGCUGCUUCCCUCUCACAAACGAAUGGAUAUCACGGUUUUCAAGCCCUUCAUUGAUCUCGACACCCAGCCUGUCCUCUUCAUUCCUGACGUGCACUUCGCCAACCUUCAGCGGGGCGCUCACGUCCUUCCCAUUGCCUCAGAAGAAUUGGAGGGUGAAGGGUCUAACUUGAAAAGGGGGCCUUAUGGCUCGGAAGACGAUUUUGUGAUCCCUCCUCCUGCUAAGCUGAGCCGAGUAGAAGAACCAAAGAGAGUGCUGCUCUAUGUGCGAAAGGAGUCGGAAGAAGUCUUUGAUGCCCUGAUGCUCAAGACUCCGUCUUUGAAAGGCCUGAUGGAAGCUAUCUCAGACAAAUAUGAUGUUCCCCAAGACAAGAUUGGGAAAAUAUUCAAGAAGUGUAAAAAAGGGAUCCUGGUGAACAUGGACGACAACAUCGUGAAGCAUUACUCCAACGAAGACACCUUCCAGCUGCAGAUCGAAGAGGCCGGGGGGUUGUACAAACUCACCCUCACCGAGAUCUGAGGGCGCCCCGGCCCACGACUCCCAGUGAGCUCAGGGAAGCUGUCACGUGGGCCUUUGGGUUGGCAAGCCGCAGGUUCCCCGGUCGGCCACCUUCCAAACAUGGGUGGAUGUCAGUGGAAGGGGUUCCUUUCCAGUUGGAGAUGGCGCUGCAUUUGGCUUGGCGACAGCAUUGACUAUAUUGCAUUGGCGUUUUUCAGAUGACAGAGAAAGCAUAUACCACGAUGUUUGAAUUUUCUGAUAUAAAUACUUAGCAUUAAAAGUGAAAACUUUGUUUCAAGAUUUACUAGAUUACCUGGGAACCUUAAGGUAUCUGCUACGUUAUUUAUAAAAAUAUUGUCUCUUCAGUGCUAGUGGGCCUGCUCACUAGUGCACGUCAGACUCGGUGUAACUAUGGCUGCCUCAGGUUAUGGGCACGGCACCCCAAGAGGACCAGGUGCGCCCUUUCUCCCUCGGCCUCUCAUUCCCCAGUAAAUGUUUACUCCAAUAGGGCAAGUUUCCGAAGUCUUCCUUUGCAACUGUCUUGAACAUAUCAACUGCCUCUCUCAUGAAGAACUUAAACAGUUACAGUGUGCGUCCGUCAAAGCUAAAGCUGCGUGUAUGUAAGUGCAAUACGUCUUGAAGGCCCGUGUCUGUAAAUGUGUACAUACCUGUCUUAUAUAAAUAGAUAAUAUAUACGUGUGGUGUCCGUGUACAUAUAGUGAAGAGAUGUGAUAAGGGCUACCUUAAAGACUUCCUUGAGACGAGAGGAUAAGUUAUUUUCGAUCACCUACACCCAGCAGAUAGCAUACUGCGCUUAGUGGAACCCACUCAGACGCUUUCUUUGCGUUUUCCCAGACACAGCAGUCAUUCAGUAGCAUAGCAAAACCUUCUCAGACGACAGAGAUUCUGUUUGCUCUUGCAAAUGUUAUUAUGUGGAUGUCAGCACUGAUUAACAAAUGAAGUAAAGGAAAAAACACUGCUGCAGCUCAUGACUGCUGUGUCUGCUAGUAUCAGUCAGGUGGACCUGACAGAGGGAGUAAACACAGUAAUCAUAACACGUGCUGUGGUUACUGUGAAGUGGGUGACACAACUCAAGAUGGAAUUCUUCCUGAUCUUCCUGUUAUGAGAAAUGACUUCUGUUUUAUCAUGUUCCAGAACCUUCAAGCUUUGGUUGUCUAGUAUGCUAACAAUUCUAGAAGGCAUUCAUGAAUUUAUGAGACUGUGUUACUGUGGCAGGGGAACAUUUUGUACACAAGUUGAAAUACAUAAAAAUCCUAAAAAGUGUAAUUUUGUAACGGAACUAAAAUCGCAGGUACCUUUAGGCUCAGGGAGGUAGGUUAUUUGUAUAAGUAGGGUUGAUAGUUACAUUCUUACAUUAAAAUAUUCCAAUGAAGUAUGUGAACUAAAUUGCUGGUUUUCUAAGAUAAGAUAUUAUGGGACACGGGUCAUAUAAACAAUAUUUUAUAUUUUGUUUUAUGGGAUCGAUUUUGUCUUGUUUUUAAUUGUACAAUUGAAGAUGUAUGUUAAACCAAAGGGAUUAAAUUUUAUAUGUCUAUUUCGUAAUAUGUCAUUUCCUGUUAUUCAGUUUGACUUUUCCUUUCAUUAGUCAGUAAAGCAAAAUCUGAGAUCUUAAAAUAGUAGAGCUGAAAAGAAUCACCUUAGCAUUUUCUCCUUAUUUCCCAGCAUGUAUAUUUGGGUCUCUUCCUUCCUCUUAAUUUUUCCUUAGAGGGGUCUGAAAUGAUCCGAGUAAUUGUUAACUGAGGGGGCCCUGAAUUAGUUUUCAACUACUGCCAAAAUUUAACCACCAAAGCUUAAGAUAAACGCUUUCAGACCUAAAACCUUAGUGUUCUUGGUUUUUAAAAGCUUAACAGAAAACGUCUAUUCCCUGGUGGUCCAGUGGUUAGGACUUGGUGCUUUCA
This is a messenger RNA of Balaenoptera acutorostrata (minke whale), 3910 nucleotides long. It is a transcript of the gene GRHL1, whose product is annotated as grainyhead like transcription factor 1. The record is from RefSeq and is a predicted model, not a curated record. NCBI's taxonomy places the organism in Eukaryota, Metazoa, Chordata, Mammalia, Artiodactyla, Balaenopteridae. Gene Ontology annotation, biological process: regulation of transcription by RNA polymerase II. Gene Ontology annotation, cellular component: nucleus. The transcript is spliced from 16 exons. Bases 120 to 2012 code for a protein of 630 amino acids. Gene Ontology annotation, molecular function: RNA polymerase II cis-regulatory region sequence-specific DNA binding; DNA-binding transcription activator activity, RNA polymerase II-specific.